CGCUUGUCAGGCGAAGAGAUCGUCAAAGAAAGAGACGAUGGCGAGAGGCAGCCGGAGCCUGAGAAAAGUAGCUGAGUGCAUUAAACAGUUACCGACGACAGCCAGCCGGGAAAUACAGACCAGAAACAGAGUAAGAUAUUUGUCGUCAUGUGGGAUCCUGAUGACUCGUGUACCGCCCCUCCUCGGUGCAGCCAUGCCCGGGCGUGGCGUGGCGUUACCCGCCCGUAGCUUCUUCAACCUGGCCGAUUCCUUCUCCAAGAGGAAGGAGUACUCUGAGAGACGCAUCAUCGGGUUUUCCAUGCAGGAGAUGUACGAGGUGGUGGCCGGAGUGGAAAACUACCGCCUCUUUGUCCCCUGGUGUAAGAAGUCCGAUGUGGUGUUCAAGCGAGCCGGAUUCUGCAAGGCCAAACUAGCUGUGGGUUUCCCACCUGUGAUGGAGAGCUACACCUCCCUCGUCACCUCAGUGCGCCCCCACUUGGUCAAGGCGUCCUGUUCAGAUGGUAAACUGUUCAACCACUUGGAGACAGUUUGGCGUUUCAGCCCCGGCCUCCCCGGAUAUCCUCGCACCUGCACUGUGGACUUUUCUAUCUCCUUCGAGUUUCGCUCCCUCCUUCACUCCCAGCUAGCGCACGUCUUCUUUGACGAGGUGGUGAAGCAGAUGGUUUCUGCGUUUGAGCGCCGCACCUCCAAGGUAUACGGCGCCGAGACGGCCAUCCCUCGCGAGCUCAUGUUCCACGAGGUCCACCACACGUAGCGCUACACAAACGCCGAUACACAAACGUAAAUGACAACGUCAGAAAGAAAAAGGAGCGAGCGAGUGUAGAGAGGAAGAGGAGACUACCUGUGUUCUAACUGAAAACUGCCGUGCCUUUCUCACACCAGCGACCAAGUUUAUUCCCGACAGAUUCAUUAUUUUUAUAACCGACGUGAAUCCAGCGGCUCAUUUUCACUUUGGUGCUAAAAACACAUGCAGACUUGUGUCCAUUUCAGUUCAUUUCCAUUAUCAGAACUUAUUCGGCGCUUUGUUGUGAAACCUCAGUUUGCAGGUUAACACGAGUGUGUCAUCACAUCUGUAAACAUCAGCACUGCUCUAACCAGCAUUUUGGGACCAAUGCAACAAACUUUAAUUUAAAAACCUGCCUCAGAAAGACACUAAAAAAUCUUUGAAAGAACAGAUUUACAGGUUGUGUAGCGGAUAAUGCUGCUCAUGUUGGGAAAAAACAAAGCAGAUGAGGCUUUUUUUUAAGUUGAAGGAGAGAAAGAAAAGAUGUGUGCUCUGCAGUCCAACACACACCGGCCCCGAAAAUUAGCAUGAGGGUUUUUUUAAUGACUAAAUCCUUCAUGAAUGAUUAGACACUGGUGUUCUCCAUCACUCAACCUAAGGUGACCAAAAAAAGAAACACCGAACAGAAUUGAAAAAACAUUUUUCCCCCUGACAAUUGCAGACACAAGUUUAAGUGAAGCUGUCGCAUAAAUUGGGCGUGUACUGUAAAUCGUCAGUUUGAAUGAUGUGAAAUGUUUCUUUCUCAAGCUCCAUGUAAGAGUGCGUGGAAAAAAAUAGUUUCUGUGCAGAUUUUAGGAAAAUGCAAAACAAUUCAGAUUCCAGCGGUGAAGCAGAAAGAGCUUCCGGUGUCAGACAGUCGUCCGAGGUCGACGUGUGCAGGUGCAGCUGUAAUCUCAGUGAUCCUUUACGCGUGUGUGAGUCAGCUCCUGACUCCAGCGGGGACGGAUUAGUCAGCACUCAGCGGGAGCUUGACUCUGGCGUGAUGACUGAGAAAGUGAAGUAACUGUAAGUGAUGAGCAGGUCGUUACACCCUUUUAUCUGCAGUUUUUAAAUUCUGUUGAGUGUUGGGAAGAGUUUAGCUACAACUAUCAAUAGUUUUUAUCACAGAUGUAAUUGUUUAGUCGGUGAAAUGUUCAAAAAUAGAUGACAGGUUUUUUAAUGUGCUUCUUUCAUCCGAGUAUCAAUCUGUAAAUCAAUUUGUUUGUUGAAAAAUAAAUCAUAUAAGGUACAAUUCCAGUGAAA
Molecule: messenger RNA, 2026 nt
Organism: Plectropomus leopardus (leopard coralgrouper)
Lineage: Eukaryota; Metazoa; Chordata; Actinopteri; Perciformes; Serranidae
Gene: coq10b
Product: coenzyme Q10B
Biological process (GO): cellular respiration
Cellular component (GO): mitochondrion
Molecular function (GO): ubiquinone binding
Source: RefSeq, a predicted model, not a curated record